AUGCCUGCGGCAAUAGUUAUUGUUAAACAACACAAGGAGCAGCACCAACAGCACCAACAGCACCGACAGGACCAACAGGACCAAAAGGACCCACGGGCGGCGAAACAAAUUUGCAAUAUAAAUUUAUGCGGAUUUUUGCGUCGCAGCGGCGCCGACGACGUCGACGUCAUCGAACCGCGUAGUCCAGGCCAUGCUGCUGACGUCGACGUCGCCGCAGCAGCAGCAGCAACAACAGUGGCAGCAACAGCAGCAGCAACAUCAGUGGCAGCAACAGCAGCAGCAGCAACAACAAGGGCAGCGGCGACGACGCGAGCAGUUAUUAUAAUAAUGGCGUUAGUUGUUAGCAUAAUGCAGCAGCAACAACAAUCGCUACUCUGGCCAUUCUGUAACGGACUCGCUGCGGCGGCCGCCUCCACUGGGCAUGCGGAUGACUCCGGUGAUGGGCCAACGCUGUCGACAUUCCUGUCAUCAUCGCAGUCGCAGUCGCCCCCAGCAGCAUCAGCUUCAGCAUCAUCCCCAUCCAGUUUCUCAUCGUUUGCGGUGGCGCACGGGCCACAAACGGAAGCCACGAAUCACACUUUCAAGAGUUUAGCCUUCCUGGACGCGUCCUUUGGCUCCGAUCUGUUUGCGCAGACGGACGCAGAGAGGGAGCGGAGUGGCGGAGCGGAUGAGGAGUCGCAGGAUGCGGACACUUCGAAGUCGAUGCCAAUUUUCGACUUUGGCAUGCCGCGCAACAUCACCGGACGCACUGGCCACACGGAGGCCAUAAUUAAAUGCCGCGUGGACAGUCUGCAUGAUAAAUCGGUAUCCUGGAUACGGAAACGUGAUCUGCAUAUCCUGACUGUAGGCACUGCCACCUACACCUCGGACAAGCGCUUCCAGGUGACUGAAUCGAAGGACUCCCGGGAGUGGACGCUGCAUGUGAAGGCGCCGCUGGCCAAGGACAGCGGCAUCUACGAGUGCCAGGUGAACACGGAGCCCAAGAUGUCCAUGGCCUUCCAGCUGAACAUCAUCGAAAUCUCCCCGGAUGCCAAGGCGGUUAUCAGUGGGCCACCCGAUCUGCAUUUCAAGGCGGGCAGCGCCAUAAUCCUCAACUGCGUGGUGCAGCAGCCGUCGGUGAAGGACAUUGGGCCGAUUUACUGGUAUCGCGGCGAGCACAUGAUCACCCCCUUCGAUGCGGAUGAUGGACAGCCGGAGAUUCCGGCCGGCAGGGGCGAACAUCCCCAAGGGAUCCCCGAGGACACGUCCCCGAAUGACAUAAUGAGCGAGGUGGACCUGCAGAUGGAGUUCGCCACACGCAUCGCCAUGGAAUCGCAGCUGGGCGAUACCCUCAAGUCCAGGCUCCGCAUCUCGAAUGCCCAGACCACGGACACCGGCAACUACACGUGUCAGCCAACGACGGCCAGCAGCGCCAGUGUCCUGGUCCAUGUGAUUAAUGAUGAGAACCCCGCUGCGAUGCAGAAGAGCGGGGCGUGUCCUUGCGCCCCCGGUCCGCUCCAGCUGCUCCUCCAUCUGCUGCUGCUGCCGGAGUUGUUGUUGCUGCGAGCGGGACUGGCUGCUGGCAACUGAAAGCGCAAGUUGUUAGCACUCUAAUUGCAGCUGAACGAGGAAAUUAUGUUCCAUGACGUCGGAAUUUUUACUCUGUGUGCUGUGCUGUUUUUUUUUAGGAUUCUGCAGGGGGAGGGGCUGGAAGGGAAGGAGGAAAAUGGAAAAGGCAAACAAGGCGAGAGGCGCUUUCCCUUUCAGGCGAAUGUUUGUUUUCCUUUUAAUAUUUACAUUUCAUUGUGCAAAAUGAGACACUGAGCCGGGCACGAGAAUGCAAAAUGCAGAAUGUGAAAUGCACGGGCCGGAGGAGGGACAAGGCACAUGGCACAAAGGACAAAGGAAGGACGCAGGACACGGGACACGGGACACAGGACCAGAAGGACGACACUCUCUGUAAAUACCACAAAGAUGCGGCCCCGCUCACAGAUAUAGUUACAGAUACAAAAGUGUGUAUUUUAUUUCAUUACUGCCGCUCCUUUAUAUCCCGAAAAGAAAGAUUGUAAUAUAUAUGAACAAAAACUCUCAUCUGAUCAACUAAAAGCAAAAACUUAAUUAUAAACACUAACUUGUGCGGAAUUUAUUUAUGGGCAAAAUGAAAUUUAGUCACGCGGCACUCGCCGUCGAAAUGGAAAUGAAAAUUGAAUAAAAUUAAUGUGAAUGCAAUAUGCGAAAUGCGGCAUGCUCGACUAAGUUUUGUGUUGCACAUGCGAGUAAAAGCAUGGGUAGGCAUGAAUUUACUACACCUAAGCCAGUAAGCAGAUUUUAGAUAAUUUAUGUGAUGAUAAAACCAAUAAAUAAAUAAAUCAAUGGAAUGAACUCUUUCAACAAUAAA
Drosophila sechellia is the source of this 2377-nucleotide messenger RNA. It is a transcript of the gene dpr3, whose product is annotated as defective proboscis extension response 3. The transcript is spliced from 7 exons. Gene Ontology annotation, biological process: synapse organization. NCBI's taxonomy places the organism in Eukaryota, Metazoa, Arthropoda, Insecta, Diptera, Drosophilidae. The record is from RefSeq and is a predicted model, not a curated record. Gene Ontology annotation, cellular component: neuron projection membrane. Bases 1 to 1569 code for a protein of 522 amino acids.